This is a messenger RNA of Cylas formicarius (sweet potato weevil), 3455 nucleotides long. RefSeq names its product vacuole membrane protein 1-like. The record is from RefSeq and is a predicted model, not a curated record. Lineage: Eukaryota; Metazoa; Arthropoda; Insecta; Coleoptera; Brentidae. Bases 168 to 1637 code for a protein of 489 amino acids. The transcript is spliced from 8 exons.
UGGUAGAAGCGCCACCUCGGUUUGACAGUUACCAAUAAAAAAUUUCAAUCUGUUUUCGAUAAUAAGAUGGUUUGUACAAAACGAGACUUUGAUUAAGUAUUCCACAACUCGUGGAAACCCCGCAAAAUUAUUCAACAAAAAAAUACCAUAACUUCGGUAAGACUAAAAUGCCCUCGAAGAAACACCGUGCGAAAAGUACAAAUUUGGUCGAAACGUCGCCGCCCUCCGCCGUGAAAAUUUCCGACCAAAAAUCGGAAAAACCGACACAAAAGUCGAAAUCGGCGGAGCAGCUUUUGCAUUUGACGAAAGAGCAGUUGAAGGCGGAGUGUAGGAAGCGGGGACAGAAAUCGACGGGCAGCAAACAGGAGUUGUUGCAACGGCUCGGGUACAGAAUGGCGGCAAGGAGGCACGGCCCGGCUACGACCAACGGCAACGUAGUACAAAACAAUGUCGAUAACAGCACGUCCAAAAAUACCCCCACGGCCUCUGAGCAACAGAGGAAACAGAAAGAGCGGGACGAGAGGGAAGGCAUCGUGUUGUGGAAGAGGCCGUUUCUUACCUUAGAAUAUUUUUUUAAGGAGUGUCUGGAACUUAUCACCACGUACGGUAAAAAUUUUUUUGCAAAUAGAAAACUAGUCACAUUAUUGGGGAUCUCAGUAUUAUCGUUAUAUUUAUUGUUAAAUUCAAAGGGGCCACAUCAGCAUCUAGUUCAGGAUGUAUACAAAAAUUUGCUGUGGUGUCUCUAUUGGACAGGUUUAGGUAUAUUAUCAUCGGUAGGAUUAGGCACGGGGCUCCAUACGUUCCUGUUAUAUUUGGGUCCCCACAUAGCCGCGGUCACGCUGGCUGGGUACGAGUGUGGUAGUUUAAAUUUUCCAGAGCCUCCAUAUCCGGAAGAUAUCAUUUGUCCGGGAGAUGGCGAAGGUGACGGAAUCCCAGUAACGAUAUUGACGAUAAUGUCGAAGGUGAGGUUGGAGGCGAUGUGCUGGGGAGCUGGAACCGCGUUGGGCGAGUUACCGCCAUAUUUUAUGGCCCGGGCAGCUAGAUUGUCGGGAAUCGAUCCCGAUGAUGAAGACGACGACUUGAAGGAAUUCGAAGAGCUUCAGAAAAAGCAGCAAAACAGGGACAAGUUGACGGUGAUCGAGAAGGGCAAACUGUUUGUUGAGGAACUGGUGCAGAAAGUCGGCUUCUUCGGCAUUCUUGCGUGCGCAAGUAUACCAAAUCCGCUUUUCGACUUGGCGGGCAUAACCUGCGGCCAUUUCUUGGUGCCAUUUUGGACGUUCUUCGGUGCCACGUUGAUAGGCAAGGCGGUCAUUAAGAUGCACAUCCAAAAGUUGUUUGUCAUCAUAGCUUUUAACGAAACGCUGAUCGAGACUGCCAUAAACUAUUUGAUAUUGGUUCCGUUCGUCGGUGAGAAGUUGCAGGUGCCGUUCAAGGCGUUCCUAGACGGGCAGAAAAACAAACUGCACAAGAGGGGCGGCCAGAACGUGAAGGUGGGCGGCGGCAACGUGUUGGCGGCGAUUUUCGAGAAAUUUGUGAUAGUUAUGAUCCUCUAUUUUGUGGUUUCAAUAGUGAACUCGUUCGCGCAAAGCUACCACAAGCGGUUACACAAGAGGAAAUCGGUUAAAAGCAUAGAAUGAUCGUCGCGAGUGUAGUUUUUUUUUUUCCGGGGGUAAAUAAUUUUGAUCCGUUCAGUUAGACAGUUUUCUCGUUUCCUAUGGAUGUCUUAUGUAUUCGUUUCGAUUGCCAACCAUUCCUGAUAUUUAUUAAAGAGACCUAAGAGUUAAAUACGGUUUGGCUUCAUUGUCGUUAUUGUUAUAUACGCGGCGGCGAGUUUUCGGCAAGUCUUGAGAUACGGUGCGUUUGAAAUUCGAAGAAAAAGACAGAUCAAAAAGCUUUUUAUGACAUUACUGGUCAUUUUUUUCUAGUCAAGAGUUUUUUUCAGUCAUCGAUAAAAUUUAGUCACAUAGUUCACAAAACAAUAAUCAAAUUUCGUCAUACAUGAAAGCAGGUUUUGUUUAUUUACUCAAAAACGGCGAGUCAUAAGGGGAAAAAAAGAGACGCCAACUCAAUGGUAAUUCCGAAAAUAAUUUUAAAUGAAAUUAAAUUUAAAAUAAAAUUAAUGUAAAAAGAAGGUCUUAUGGGCACCACUGUUAAAAAUUAAAAAAAAUAUUUUCACUAAAAAAUUUCCUUUGAUGCUUAGAAAACACUUGGCAACAGUAAUCUAAAUUCACAAUAUAUUUUAUUACGAUAAAAAAAUAGUAGAUUAUGCAACAAGUUGAAUAAACGUCACUUUAGUCACAAGUUUAAUUUGGCAAGAGCGUAGCGGAAUCAGUGUUUAGUAAACGAGUGACUGAAGAUGUGGUGAAGUGAAGAACCUGUUACAUAGUAUGUUCGCUCAGAGCUGUCAAACGUCAAAAUACUGACUAACAUGUACCGCAAACAUCUGAUGGCUCCAGAACCCGCCCAAAGUGGUACAAGUGGUAUAUGAGGUACGUAUAUUCUGCAUAUAUAUCUUUUGUGCAAUCUUCUGUAUUGCAUAUAAAAUUUUUUAUACAAUGUUCAUGAAAUUCUUACGAUGUGACACCCUGGUGCUAUCUGUGGGCAAAUAGGUUUAAUAAUACAAAAUUGUAGGGAUAGUUUUUAUUUGUUAUAAAAAGACUCGCGCAUAUACAGACAGAAACAGAAUAUAUUAUAUAUUUCAGUAGAGAUUAGUAAAUAUUAAUGAAUAAAAUAAAAAAUAUAAAAAAAUUAACAAAUAAAAUUUAAAAUAAUAGAGAAUUACAAAAAAAAAGUUUCGACUAAAACAAUAAAAUUGUACCACACAGCCCGAAUUUUGUUCCCCGUAAAAUACAUAUUUACAAUUUCGUUUUAUUUUAAUCAAAUAUUGGUCUGAAAGUAAGACAAAUAUUUAUUCUCGAAAUGAUUACGCGACUUUGAAAUUUUUCAUGAUUUGAAAAUGCCAAAACUUUAUUGUAUUUUAAAUAAUUUCAUUUUAGUUUACUUCUUGGCGCCUUUUUUAUGCCUGCGGAGCCACAAUUUUUUAUGUUUCGGAUUUCAUGCGUUGAAAAGUAUUUUUAAAGUUAUCUGGUCUAAUGACCUUUUUUGGUUAUUUUAAAAAAUAAGGAAUGAUAAUAAAUAAAUUUUCUAAAAAGAAGACACAGGGAAUGCUUUGGCGUUUUGAACAAAAUCGAAUAUUACUUGGUAUGCAAUUGUUGAAGUUCAAUGUUUUAAAAUCAAUUCAAUAUCCUGUAAAAAAAGUAUUUCAAUCCCACAUACAAAAGGUAAGAAUGUGCUUACAUACAUUUUUGCUCAAAUUAUAAUGAAAUAUUUUUGGUCAUCCUGCCGAACACACCGAACUACAUCUGCACACACUAGAAUGUCUCCCUAAAGCUUGAAUUAUUUUGGAAAAUGUUUUAGCGAAAAUUUUCUUUAAAAAUUAACCAUAUGAAAAAUUG